Messenger RNA from Didymodactylos carnosus, 441 nucleotides. Lineage: Eukaryota; Metazoa; Rotifera; Eurotatoria; Philodinida; Philodinidae. The record is from the annotation of a GenBank genome assembly.
AUGCUGGGUGAUUGGUCGAAGCAUUGUGAAACCAAUCCAUUUUCUGUCUCUACGUCCAUCACACCCGAUUGCGAACUAGCUGGUUAUAAAUGGUCUACAACAAUUGAUCGUAACAGUAUUCUUUACUGGUAUGACGAUUUUUAUGUUGUACCAUCAUCUAACGCCCACAAAACACCGUCGACCUGGUUAGAUCUUUAUCGUUCUCGUCAGUGGCUUACGUUUAAUGAUUUUCUGAUAUGGCAACAAUCCUGUUGGCUAGUUGCACCCUUAAAAUCAUGUAGCUGUCCCAUUGGCAUGAAACAAUAUUCAUGUAAACAUUCGGUUGGGUUGGCAAUUUUAUUUAACUUGUAUCAAGUUAGCGAUAAAACACGAAUUCAACCAUUAGGCAAACGGAAAACAAAAGGACGUCCUAAGAAAGUUAGCACAGCUUUAAAAUUGUAA